Messenger RNA from Dibothriocephalus latus, 918 nucleotides. Lineage: Eukaryota; Metazoa; Platyhelminthes; Cestoda; Diphyllobothriidea; Diphyllobothriidae. The record is from the annotation of a GenBank genome assembly.
AUGGGGAAUCAACAAGCAAGACCACCUACUAGCGUUGGCAUCGUGGAAUGUGCCGUCAACAAGGGCCAACCAAAAGAGGGCGUUGAAACUGGCCCAAAAGCUAUGCGUGAGGGGGGACUCAAUGAAUUUCUCAAUAGCGUGGAAAAAGUACAACUGAGGGAAUAUCAGAAGAUCAGUCAGACGCAAGCUCGAGAAAAGGACCGCAUUUUAAACUGCCUUAAUCAGAAAGCGUUCAUAAAGUCUUCCCAUGAGAUAAGGGACGAAGUGAAAAAGAGCGUUGCCGAGAACGAUAUCACGCUUAUCUUGGGCGGUGAUCACAGUCUUGCCUACGGUAGCAUUCAUGGCCACUUCGACGCCUACCCCAACACGUUUGUCGUUUGGGUGGAUGCCCACUCCGAUAUCAAUACUCCCGCUGUCUCCGCCUCUGGAAACAUCCACGGUAUGCCCCUGGCAUUUUGCGUGAAGGAGACAAGCGAGAAAAUACCGCAACAUGAUGGCUUUGAGACACUCAAGCCUUGCAUGACUGCAAAGAACUUGCUCUACAUCGGCCUCCGUGAUGUCGACACGCCCGAGUUGGAGUAUCUGAAGGAGUACAAUAUUCGUUACUUCAAUAUGCUUGAUGUGAGGGAAAUCGGCAUCGAAAAGGUCGUGGAACUGACCCUUAAGGCAAUUUCUGAACAACAUGUUCCACUACCGCUGGAGAUUCUUCCACUCAUGGCUGUUUUAUAUUCAACCAUUUGUAGAAAGAACUGUAACAUCCACCUCAGUUUUGACAUCGAUGGCCUCGACCCCAAAUUCGCUAACAGUACCGGAACCCCCGUACCUGGCGGACUGACUUUGGACGAAGGCAAACACAUUUGUAGGAGUCUCGCCAUGACAGGUGAACAGUCGCAUUUAAUGUGGAUUAUUUUUUCCUAA